AUGCAGCUCUGCUUUUGCCUGCAAUCUGGGGAAGUGUUCGAUUACUGCUGCCGAGCUGAAAGGGGCGAUUGUUGGUUUGCAGUUGGCUUGGGAGAGGGGUUUUCGAAAAGUGCAGCUUAA
Messenger RNA from Linum tenue, 120 nucleotides. The record is from the annotation of a GenBank genome assembly. Lineage: Eukaryota; Viridiplantae; Streptophyta; Magnoliopsida; Malpighiales; Linaceae.